Messenger RNA from Rhodotorula toruloides NP11, 1341 nucleotides. Its product is annotated as eukaryotic translation initiation factor 3 subunit 3. The transcript has 5 exons. Gene Ontology annotation, cellular component: cytosol; eukaryotic translation initiation factor 3 complex; cytoplasm. The coding region runs from base 1 to 1341 and encodes 446 amino acids. Gene Ontology annotation, molecular function: metallopeptidase activity; translation initiation factor activity; protein binding. The record is from RefSeq and is a predicted model, not a curated record. NCBI's taxonomy places the organism in Eukaryota, Fungi, Basidiomycota, Microbotryomycetes, Sporidiobolales, Sporidiobolaceae.
AUGAGCACCGCCAAGACCCUCGCAUCCAUCGCCGCACCCGCGCCAGAGGUCAUCGACGAGCCCCAGGUGCAGCCAAAGCACGAGUCGAAGAGGCAAAAAGCGCUGCUCGACGCCGGGCUCGCAGAGACGCGUGUCGAGCGCGUCAGGGUCGAUGGAUUGGCCUUGAUGAAGAUCAUCAAGCACUCUCGCGAGUCGCACGCCGUCAACCCCGCACCCGCCAACACCUCGAACGCGACCGUCACCUUCUCGCCCGCGGUCGGCCAGCUCUUCGGAAUCGACUCGAACGGAACCCUCGAGGUCAGCAAUGCGUUUGGGUUGCCUGCUGGAACGUUUGGUGGACCUCCGUCGGACGGACAGGACGAGAGUAAGGGCGUCAAGGCUGCCACCAAGUACACCCAGCAGCUCGUCAGCCGCAUGUCGGACCUGAACGCCGACGCCUCAGUCGUGGGCUUCUACACCUCGACCAACAACGGCCAGGUCCUCGCCACGGGCGGCUUCAUCGAGGCGCUUGUCGGCGCACAAUUGUCCGGCGGCGGAGUCGGGAGCCUCCAGCGUGCUCAGCCGGUCAACCGCGCGGGCGUGGUUGGGCAGAAGGGACCGGUGCAGUUGCCCAGUGGGGAGGCGAACAAGAGCGGGAAGGGCAUCGCGCUUGUCUACGACAUUGCGAGCGCGACGCAGGGUGCUGUCGGCCUCAAGGCGUACCGCCUCUCGCAGGCCUUCAUCGACGCGUACCGCUCGGGCAAGUUCGACACUGCUAGCCUGAUCCAGCACAAGCUCGUUCCGACCAACAUCCUCGAGGAGCUGCCCGUGACCGUCCACUCGUCCGCGCUCUUGACCGCCUUCCUCUCGACCCUCACCGCGCCGACCUCCUCGUCGCCGACCUCCCCCCUGUCGACACCCACCUUCUCCCCCCUCUCCCUCUCUUCCCCCUCGUCCUCGUCGCACAUUCAAUCGUCGCACACCCCCGCCCCGCUCACCCAACCGCUCCAACACCUCCUCUCUUCUCUCGAGACUCACCAAGCGCACCUCUCGACUCUCUCGUUCCAAGCGCGCCAGCUCGCGCGCGACCGCACCCGACUCGAGGCCACCCAUCCGGCUGUCGCGAAGAGGCGCUUGGAGAACGAGCAGCGCGCGAGGGAGGGUCUCCCUCCUCUGCCUAUGACGGACGACGAGGUCCGUGCGGGUUUGAAGGAGCCCAGCAGGCUCGAGACGAUGUGUGCGCUUGCGGCGGUCGAGGGAGCGGCGAAGAGUCUUGCCGAGGCGACCGGGACGGCGAUCGCUAGGGCGUAUGGGGCCAAGGCGGGCGUCGAGGGAGCGGAGCCUGCGUCCGCUACGGCGUGA